This is a messenger RNA of Phytomonas sp. EM1, 2727 nucleotides long. Lineage: Eukaryota; Euglenozoa; Kinetoplastea; Trypanosomatida; Trypanosomatidae. The record is from the annotation of a GenBank genome assembly.
AUGGAUCUCCUGCCAAAGUAUCUGAACGAGCUGCAGGAUGGCAACAAAGCACGGCGGAUCGAGGCGUAUCGCAUGCUCAAGCACUUCGCCUCCGCCUGCCGGGAGCAGCUGAGCUUGACGGAGGGGUUUGACAUCAUCCGCGGCUGUCUGCGCGGCUUCGAGGAUGGUUCCGAGCGCUGCCGCGAAGAGGCUGUUUUGAUCGUGUUGUCGCUGCUGGAAGGGCAGACGGCGUCGGUGCUGGAUUGGGUGUUGCCGGUUGUCGUCACCCGCAUCGGCGUCUCGCCAGUCGUCGAGACGAGUGAGGAAGUUCGCCUGCUCCUCCUCCGGCUCGCCGCGCUCUGCCUGAGCGAAUUCCCGCACGAAAUCGUGAGGGGUAACUUCAUCGACUUCUUCCAGGUGCUUCUUGAAAACUGCCUGCUCGAUCCGUUCCCGGAGCUCAAGAAGGAGGCCUGCGAGGUGAUCAAGACGCUGUGCUCACUGGAGCCGCAGCGGGUGCAAGCGAUUAGCCCCGCCUUGGCGCGGCGUGUGAAGUUGACGUGCGUGAUGCACAAGCAUAGCGCAGUUCGCUGCGCUGCCGUGGGCGUGUUAGCAGUGCUGAUUCAACACGGCGCGGCGGAGAUCCUUGGAGAGGAAAAGGACGAACCGGAGAAUCAAACCACCGCGACGCUUCUUUUCGUGCUCGCGAAUGAUCAUAGCGAAGCGGUUCGGUAUGGGGUGUUGAGCGUUCUGUCAUGCGCCUUGUUGGAUAUCAAAGAGCGGCUCGACCAGCACCGGACCUACCUACCACACCUCUUACUCCUCUCUAGCGAUCCUUUUGAACGAGUCCGGGUGGAAGCGUGUGAAAUAUUGGAAAAGGUCGGCAAGCUUUACAUGUUCGACAAUGAGGACAAUCGAAUCGACCUAGCGAAGAGGCGUAUAAACGCCAAGGAUAUCGAGUGGUACGCAGAUGAUGAGUACCAAGGCACAGGUCUAGACGAAGAGAUACUUGAGAGGUAUCCUAUUUUAAGGCAACGCCCUCCGUUGGGAACGAGGUGCGCGAUAGCGGAGGCUUCGCGAAAUUUUCUACAAAAAAUUCUCGCGGAUAUAGGUUCUAUUGAUUGGGUGAUCCCGUAUUCAACGAAUAACCGUAAAACCGUGGCUCUCCGAAUCCUAUGGAACGUAAUUUUCCACUGUGAGAAAUCAAUCGUCCAAGUAUGCGAUCGAAUUCUAUCAUCGCUCUACAAGGUGAUGCGUGAUGAUAACGAGGAGGUGCGAAAGGAAGCGCUUUUGUGCGUCGAAAUGGUUUCCCGGUUCUUAACGCCAAGCCAAUACCUACCCUUUCUCAUCGCAAAACCAAAGCAGGAAGAGGAUGAGACAUUCAUCACCGUCGAGAAAACACGUACGAAAACGGUUAUUCUGUCGGAAACGGGUGAAACAAAAGAACAGAUGCCAACCCUCUUUUCUACCGCUGCCACCACAACAAAAUGCUCGAUUCUCAUCGCAUUAGGAUAUUUUCUUAAAAGUUCCGAAUCGCAUCUCACCGCCACAGACGCGACACUCAUUGUUCAAGUGAUUACAUCAAAAGAUAUCAUCGAGUGUGAAAAUGAGGAUAUGCUCCUUUCUCUCCUCUCCACAAUGCUGAUCUUGUUCGGCGUCUACUCAAGGCGCGGCUUCAUCUCCUCCCCGAGCCGUCCCCUUCCGGAGGAGAUCAAAAACGAUCCGCAGCAGCGCACAUUAGACUCCGUUCUUCUUUAUGCCCUUUUGCGGUUGAAAUGCUACACUUUUCCCAAGGUCGUUUCGCAGACGAGUCACUGUAUUGAGGAGCUUUCAAAUCUCGUCACGGGCACCCCGCUUGGGAUCUAUUCGUUGCAUCUCCAUCGGCUGCUGCUGCGCUACGCUGCGUCGUUCCCGGUCGCCGCACUCGCGGAUUUGCUCCUUCACGCCGAUUUAGAUUCCCGCGUUGGGCAACAGCUCCGCGAGAUCUUUUACGCCCGCCUUGGGGCGGUCGAUUUUACGCUGCGAAUCACCGACGAACUCCGCCUUUUUGUGGUUCUUGAGCGGCUUCUGUGGGAUCGCCGCGGCGUGUUUAGCGCGGAGGAUCUCGAGGCGCUCCUACGAAGUGUCGUGCUCCCGCUCGCGACGUUUCACCCGGGGAACGUCGCUCACCUUUUCCGAAAGGUCGCUGUCAACUGCAUUUGCGCUUAUGCUCAGAAGGAAUAUCGAGAACUGCUCGCAGAGAAGCUCUCCGAAGAUGAAUCGAGUUUGGGUUCGAAAGUCGCUCUGCAGUGGGCAUCGGCGUCCGACGGCGAUGACGGGGAGAUGCGGCUGGCGUGUAUGACGACCUUCGCGGAGGUUUGUAAGCUUCCAAUGUCAGAAGGCUGCGCUAACGAAUUAGUGCAGUCCCUUUUAAUUCGCUUUGACGACGGCAGUGAAGUGGUUCGUCUGCGUAGCGCUACAGCCCUCCGAGAGGUCAUGCUCUGUGAAAAAGAGGUCUCUCCGCGUAUAAUUAAGGAAAUUGAAGCCCAAAUCGUUCCUUUGGCGCGGAAAAUUCUUAUUUAUCUUGACGAUAUUGAUGAAAAUAUUGGGAUUCGACCCGUACUUGAAGAGGUUUUGAAACUACUUGGCGAUGUCUCGCCUCAUAUCGUCGUGGAUUUGACAACCAUCGCUAUGGAAAAGCACCAUGAUCGUCUCCCAUGUCAACGCAUUAUCAAUCAUAUCAAGGAUAAAUACACAAACAACAAUGUAUAG